Molecule: messenger RNA, 4601 nt
Organism: Stegostoma tigrinum
Lineage: Eukaryota; Metazoa; Chordata; Chondrichthyes; Orectolobiformes; Stegostomatidae
Gene: tfap2c
Product: transcription factor AP-2 gamma (activating enhancer binding protein 2 gamma)
Exons: 7
Coding region: 86-1393 (435 amino acids)
Biological process (GO): anatomical structure development; regulation of transcription by RNA polymerase II; regulation of cell population proliferation
Cellular component (GO): nucleus
Molecular function (GO): RNA polymerase II transcription regulatory region sequence-specific DNA binding; DNA-binding transcription factor activity, RNA polymerase II-specific
Source: RefSeq, a predicted model, not a curated record
GGGGGAGCACAGAGAGAGAGAGCGGGAGGCUUCAGUGAUCACUAGAACCUGCGCUGCAGCGUACUUCACCCCCGGGGACGGGAACAUGCUGUGGAAAUUAGCUGACAAUGUCAAGUAUGAGGAAGAUUGCGAGGACCGACACGAUGGGACUAGCAAUGGAGCUCCCAGGCUGCCCCAGCUUGGAGCAGUUUCGCAGCACUUGUACACCGCGCCGCCUCUGUCUCACACUCCGAGUUCCGAGUUCCAGCCACCUUAUUUCCCUCCUCCGUACCAGCCCGUGGCGUACAGCCAGUCCUCGGAUCACUACUCCCACCUGAGCGACCCAUACUCGCUGAACCUCCUUCACCAGCAACAGCAAGCUGCCUCAGGCUGGCAGAGUCGACAGCAGCCGGAGAGCGGGCUCUCGCAGCACCAGCGGGUUGGCCUCGCUGCACAACUGUCGGCCCUGGAACCCAGGAGGGAGAUCCGGCGCCCGGACAUCCUCACCCCCGGCUCCCACCACAUGGACACAGGCCUGGCGGAGAACCUCAAUAUCCACGAGGUGGUACACAGCAUGGAGGAAGUGCAGCCUCCAGAGGAGCCCAGCUUGCUCCUACAGGAUCAUGGCGUUAUUAAGAAAGGGCCGAUAUCAAUGUCCAAAAGCGCAGCGUUGUCAGCACUAACCUACCAGAAGGACAGUUUGACUGGAGGCGUUACAAAUCCCAAUGAAGUGUUUUGUUCAGUUCCUGGUCGCCUCUCGCUCCUGAGUUCAACAUCAAAGUACAAGGUGACGGUGGCAGAAGUCCAGAGGCGCUUAUCUCCUCCUGAGUGUCUGAAUGCAUCCCUCCUUGGUGGAGUCCUGCGAAGGGCAAAGUCAAAAAAUGGGGGCAGGUCGUUACGUGAGAGAUUGGACAAAAUUGGUUUAAACCUACCAGCUGGGAGGCGAAAAGCUGCCAAUGUGACACUGUUGACGUCCCUGGUUGAAGGUGAAGCUGUACACCUGGCCCGUGACUUUGGUUAUGUGUGUGAGACGGAAUUCCCUGCUAAAGCAGCUGCGGAAUAUCUGACCCGGCAGCAUAUAGACCGCAGUGAGAUCAGCAGUCGGAAGAACAUGCUGCUCGCAGCCAAGCAAAUCUUCAAGGAGUUCACUGACAUGUUGACCCAGGACCGGUCUCCCUUGGGUAACGCGCGACCUGGUCCAAUCUUGGAGCCUGGCAUUCAGGGAUGUCUGACCCACUUCAGCCUCAUCACCCACGGCUUUGGCAGCCCUGCCAUCUGUGCUGCCAUGACCUCACUGCAGAAUUACUUGAACGAAGCAGUGAAGGCUCUGGACAAAAUGUACAUGACCACCAGCGGGGGCCAGAGUCACCAGGACAGCGGCAACAAGGACAAAGAUGAGAAGCACAGGAAGUGAACUGUUUGGCGGCAGCUGGUAGACUUUACCCCUCCCCUUAACUUUACGCCUGGGUCCCCCUCGGAAUACGGUCAGCACCCAGAGCAAGAUGGCACCCGACAGUCAGGAGAUCGCCCGUACCUCCCUGUGCAACGCAAAAUGCAAGACUGCACUAUUGCUCUGUGACCAACCGUUCUGCUUAAAAUGCCAAAUAUCAAACCUGUGGAAGUGGACACCCUUUGUCUCUGGGUUUUCUGUGUGACCCCUGGGCUGGUGGUCACAUUUGCCAGUGGAACAUCCUGAUUUCUGUGACAAUAUCAGAGGCAAUUAAGAGUAUCACCUUCCGAUAGCUCUCUCACACACUCAAAGGCCAACCAGUCAUUGCUUAGCCCCUCAGGGGGCUCCAACACUCCUUAACCAUACAAUGUUAGCACCAGGGUUUGUGCCAACAGCGGAUGGGUAUUCUGUUUCCAAUUUGCCAUUUGUGGGGCCUGGAACACUCCUCAAAGGAAAUGAAACCACAAAGACCAAUAGACUCGUGUAUCUAAGACUCCCUGAGGUGAAGGGGGCACUUUAAUCUUUCACCAUGGCAUGCUGGGAUGGCUGACUUUCCAGUAAAUGAUGUCUCUCACAAGAUAACAAAAGCAGAGAACUCCUCGACUCUCCAAAUACCCAACUGCAGACUAACAUGGAAGAGACUUUGAAUCAAAAGGAAUGAAAGACCGGUCUGCCAAGGGGAUUACAGUUGAAUGAUUGCACAGGGUCCUUAGAUCUUACAACGGGUGCCGGUCAUUCAUGACUCACUCAUCCUUGCCUUGAAUGAGCUCGGACAUUGGUGCAACAUUGCCUACACUUUACCCUUUUAUCACCAUAUUGGACUGGACCAACAUAGCAUGGGUGUUAUUGAGCAAUACAUCACCUGAAAUGUGGACAGAAAAGCGAAAUGAGACAAUGUGUUUCACACUCUGGAUUUACCAAUGUUUAACCUGGAUUAACCAGCUGAUCAUCUCAACUCUGGAGUCGAUGAUGCAGAUUGGGCAGGUUUGGGUUACAGGGCCCGAAGCGUUAACUCUGCUUUCUCUCUAACUCUGCUUUCUCUCCACAGAUGCUGCCAGAUCUGCUGAGUUUCUCCAGCAAUUUCUCUGAUCUUGUUUCUGAUUGAGCGGGUUGUAUUUAGAAGUGGACCCCAGAUAAAAGCGUCAGUGAAAUCUCUGAUCGGUGCAAGUUCAAAAAGGAGAGCUUUACUCUUCCAUGUUUCCUCAGGUCUUCUACUCACUACAAGAUGAACCUGAACAAUCCCUGAGGAAAACCUACCCACUGUGCAUUAUUCAGGGACUCGAAACAGUUUUUUCUUACACACCGUAACCACAUGACAGGCCACCAGUCGAAAUCUGUCGAAAAAUGUUGACAACCUGUCUGUUCAGGAAUACCUUCUGGGAACUUGUGUGUUACUUAUCAAACUGAGAUCCUGUACAAAAAAGCAUAACUCUCGUCCUUCUCAUAGCAAUAGAUGGCAGAAGAAAGCCCCAUUCAAAACAAACGUUUUGGAAAAGUUGAAUGGAGUUCUGUUAGGUUUGAAAACUGUCUAUGCUGACUACUCAAGUGGGUGGACAGCAUGGGGUACUGGGGGAUUGGAGAGACUAGACCCCACAUUACUGGGCUCUGAACUGAGAUCUAAAAUGGGUUUGAACGUUCUAACUUCAACUCCAUCGGUGAGAGAAGGGUGGGAAAUCAGAGGAAAAUUAAAGCCUCGAAAUUACUGAUGAAAGCAUGAGCAGCAGAGGCCUGGGCUUGUUAGGUUCAUAAAACAAAAACUGGUUAUAGGCUGGUUAAAGCAAACCACUGGGGAAUGUUACACAAACAUAUUUAUUAAAUUUUUAUCUGUCUGAGAUUGGCAACAGGGAACUCUCCUGCCUUCUUUCUUAAAAAUGUCUCGGUGAUUUUCAUUGUCAUUUUUAUGCCGCUUAAAAGUCUGAUGAAAUAAACUAUUAAUUUUGUCAAAGGAAUUGCAGUAGCUCACUGGCUGUCCUCUUGUGCAGCUUGAGGGUGAGGCCCAUUGUCCUCCAGCCUGUUUCUUAUUCUGCCACACCUUUACGAAUCUGGGCUGAGAUUCUUAGAGGGUGUGAGAAAUUAAAAAGAAAGAAGCCUUCAAAUGGGAUGGGACUGGAUUUAAUGCUCUAAAAGGCGUGUCCGAAAUUCCUCUCUCCGAUUGUACGGGGAUGUGGUCACUCCAUUGUUGUUAGUAUUAUUUUGAAAAGGUUUUUAACAUCCCUGUGCUAGAAUGGCAGACCGAGGAAUAGCGGGCAAGCACACAGGGGUGUAUCCUCUGCCCCAGUUCAAGGGGCAAAGUGGAGGUUCUUUAUUCUUUGUAAAGUCAGUCAACUGGAGCCCAGGCUGGUUGGCCUGACCCUAGGGCUGGACCUUGACCUGCAACAUGGACUUCAUAGGUCGGUUGUUGUCAAACCAGACUGACCUGCAAUGCUGACAGAGGGAAAGGCUGCCAUGUCCCAACUUGACAUUUUUUUCCCUCUGACCUUGACCCUAUCAGUGAGUCCACACACUUACAAAAAGUAGGGUGUGUUUGUGUGUGUGUGUGUGUGUGUGUGUGUGUGUGUGUGUGUGUGUGUGUGUGUGUGUGUGUGUGUGAGUGAGAGAUCUCCAGACAGCCAGCAACUUGCUCUCCAAACAGUGGCAAAGUUUCCUCCACAGGGUAAAUAGGGUGAUAAGGGAACUAGUGUUCUGAAUGUACAUAUUUAUUUAUGUGUAAUUUAAUGGGUGAUGUAUAUAAGGUGCAACCUUAAAACCGUUUAUUAAAAAAAUGUUGUUUACCUCUUGUAAAUAGGGUUUAGUCUUCCCAUUUUCUUAUUGUUUUGGAGAAGUAUUUUCCAGUUUAAUGGGUAAUCUAGGAUACAAUUCCUUAUUCAUUCCUGCACAAUUACAAUAAUAAUGAGAAAUGUAAAACAGGGUAUUUAAGCGAUGAGGCGCAGAGUGCCUGGCAGUGAGUUGAAAGCUGUGUUCUUCCUCAACACUCAAUCAACUCCCUGGAAAAAGCAAUAAUUAUUCUGGUGUGAGUUGUAUGGUACUUUCUUUCUGUAAAUAAAGCAAGAGAUUGUUUUAAAAAUGUCUUCUGUCUGUGAAUGGAUGUUUAGAUUCACCCCCUGCCAAGAUGUGGAUUCAGUUGUGUCCUGUAACAUAAUGUCAAUUGAAGAAAAAAAAUUAAAAAAUUGAA